Molecule: messenger RNA, 629 nt
Organism: Durio zibethinus
Lineage: Eukaryota; Viridiplantae; Streptophyta; Magnoliopsida; Malvales; Malvaceae
Product: ubiquitin-like-specific protease 1A
Biological process (GO): protein desumoylation; proteolysis
Cellular component (GO): nucleus
Molecular function (GO): deSUMOylase activity
Source: RefSeq, a predicted model, not a curated record
GUAGAAUGGUAACAAUUUCAUUUUGUCUGUCAAUGCAGUUGUUUCUGCCAAUGUGUUUACAUGAACAUUGGCUUCUUUUUUAUGCUGACAUUGAUGGUAAAAAAUUGCCAUGGUUGGAUUCAAACGAACAUUCUCAAAUGUCCAAUGUUUCAGAGAAGCAUGUAAUCUUACGGUGGUUUUUAGAGUUUCUAUUGCCGUCAUUGGGACAUGAUCAUAAGGAUUGGUCAUAUGAUGUCCCAAAAAAUAUUCCUAUGCAAAAGAACUCUGUGGAUUGUGCACUCUUUGUGAUGAAAUAUGCAGAUUGCCUCACACAUGGCAAUCAUUUUCCUUUCACGCAAGACGACAUGCCUCACUUUCGACAUCGGACGUUUCUUGAUCUAUACCAUGGAAGCAUAUGUGUGGGAGGGAGCCAAGGUUAUUAACUCUUGCUUAAGGAUUGGCAUUUUAAAGGGACAUAUGUUUAAUUUGCAUGGUUAAUUUUUUAAAACACAAUUUAAUGAGACAUAUCUUAAUCUUUUAACUCCAUUGAUAUACUAAAAACAUUACAAAUACGAAUUAAGUUUGAUUAAUACCAAAACCAAAGUUUAAUUUAACUGUUAACAAAAUUCACAAAGUGAGUUAAUAAAUCU